This is a messenger RNA of Macadamia integrifolia, 900 nucleotides long. Its product is annotated as ankyrin repeat-containing protein At2g01680-like. The coding region runs from base 1 to 900 and encodes 299 amino acids. The transcript has 2 exons. Gene Ontology annotation, molecular function: protein phosphatase 1 binding; protein phosphatase regulator activity. Gene Ontology annotation, cellular component: plasma membrane. Lineage: Eukaryota; Viridiplantae; Streptophyta; Magnoliopsida; Proteales; Proteaceae. The record is from RefSeq and is a predicted model, not a curated record.
AUGGACGAGGAUGUUAAAGGAGAAACUAUUUCGGAGCUAUCAGAAAUUGAUUUUUCGUGGGAGGUACUUUUAAACCAACCGAAUAAUGGUGGCAAUACACCAUUGCAUCUUGCUACCUUUUCCAGAAGUAUAGCUUGUGUAUGUGCUCUGACAAAUGCAAGAGUAGAUAAGACAGCCAGGAACAACAUGAACUUGACAGCUUAUGACAUUGCUCGCUAUCUAUACAAAUCCUCAAGUCAACAAAAGAGCAAAUUCCUCGACAAGUGGCGGAAAAUUAUAAAAACGGUAUGUCCGGAUGAAAAGGUCUCUCUCCAAUCACGUGAGCCAUCCCUGUGGAUAAAAACUUUGGUACCUAAAUUUGUGCCAAUAGCUAAAGAAGAUGAGGAAGAUAAAGAUGAUGAAAAAUAUCGUAAAAGGGUUUCCAAGACACAUAUGCUAGUGGCAACGCUGAUUGCCACUGUAUCUCUUGCUGCGGCUUUCCAAAUUCCAGGAGGUUAUGAGACUGCUGGAGAAACGAAAGGCAUGGCAGUUCUUGCAGGAAAAACAGCUUUCAGGGGUUUUGUGAUAGCAGAUAUGAUAGCACUUUCAUGUUCUGUGCUCACUCUAGUACUCUACUUCUUUGCAGAUAUUUUUGAUAUUGAUAACCCUCCUAAAUUCAGAACCAUUGCCAUAUGUGGGUUUCUAAUUCUUCUUGCAGUCACUUUCAUGAUGGAAGCAUUCGCGUGUGCUAUGGUUUCGGUGUUGCCAAGAACACAUUCCUCGUGGGUCAAAUAUCUUACCACUUACGUCUGUAUCAGUAUUCCCGCCAUUGGUUUGCUCUUGGCUUGGUGGUUUCAUCAGAAGAAAGACGAUAAAUUCUUGAAACAAAAUUUGAUUUCUAUGGUUGAUGGCGAUGCUUAA